Messenger RNA from Phoenix dactylifera (date palm), 1877 nucleotides. The record is from RefSeq and is a predicted model, not a curated record. Lineage: Eukaryota; Viridiplantae; Streptophyta; Magnoliopsida; Arecales; Arecaceae.
UUUGAAUUUGAGGACAGGUCCUGGGAAGAAAAUUUCCAUCACCCACAAGAAACCGGGUAUUCUGUUUUCAGUUAUUCUCCAACCGGUAUCUCUCCAAGAAGAGGCCUCUUUGGAACCCUAAUCCUCACGCGCUCCAUUUCGUGCGUCCCCUGCCUUCCUCCGUUCCUUCCUUCUCCCAGUCCUCCAACAAGAGUCCAAUCUUUCUUUCUUUGUUUUUUUUCUUCUUCUGAUGUUGAUGUCUCUGCCUAUAAUUCCAAUCUCUUGGUCCAAUCCCCCAUGUUUUGAAAACCCUACCCCUCAAUUCUUGGUCUGAUUCCAAAUCCCCAUGUAAACGUUUCCAAAUUUUACGUCCACCAGAAUUUCUCCGAGUUGUCUUCCAAUUUGAUUCGAAACCCUGGUGAAAUUUCAGGUAAUCCAUCCUAACCCUUGUCAAAGCUGGGAUUUUUAUGAAUACAAGGGUAGCAAAGAGAGUUGUUGGUAUAAAGCUGGGAUUUUUAUGAAUCCGAGCUUGUAAGAAUUUGGUUUUCUGGAUCAAAUGAAUCCCCCUUUUUUUGGUAAAUUCAAAUUAAUCCCUUCAUUCCACCACCAGAAUCCUUCUGAAGUUUUCUUUCAAUUUUAUAGGAUAACCCUGGGGAAAUUUGAGGUAAUCCAUCCCUUCUCAAACCUGGGACUUCUGUGAAUCAGGGGUAGGAGAGGGAGAGAACUCUUUAAUAAAUAAAGCUGGGAUUUGUUAUGAAUAUAAGCUUGAAAGAAUUUAGCUUUCUGUUUUCAAAUUAAUUCCUAGAUUCCACCACCAGAAUUCAUCGGAGUCUUCUUUCAAUUUGAUAUCAAAACCCUUGUGAAAUUUGAGGUAAUUGUUCCCAACCCUCCUUAAAAGACCGAGAUUUUUAUGAAUCAGAGCUAGGGGAGAGCCCUCCAUCUCCAAUGGAAUCCCAGCCUCCAUCAGGGAACGUAGUCUUCUGCUGCGUUUCCAAAGGUAACAGAAUCCUCCACAAAUUCAGUGGUUGUGACCCCGAGCUUGAGGCAAUAGCCGAGCGCUGCCUGGAAAAAAGCCCAGCCCUGCAUUCCUGGUACUCCCACACUGUCGGCUCGAGGACCUUCAGCUUCCUAAUGGACGGUAAUUUCACUUACUUUGCCAUCGCCGACCCGAGCACUGGCAAUCUGGAGACCCACCGGUUCCUCAAGCGCUUCCGAGAUAGUUUCAAGGCCUCCAAGAAUGGAUUCCAGGAUGAAUUGGUUCCCGUCAUUGGCCGCUUGAUAUCUUCUUUGGAGAACAUGUCCCGGAAUCAGGCCUCUGACAGUGCGUCAACUGAUGGAUCGACAGAUUCUGCAAGGAUUCUUCUUUUAGGGAAGGCGAGUGGGAAACAUGAUAGAAAGAAAUCAAAGGACAGGGUGGUUGAGGCUGAAGAUGGCAGCGAGGAUCGUAACGAUAGGGGGAUAAAGAUCGAAUUGCCUCAUGAACCGGCAGGCGGUGGUGUUUCUUUGAGGAAGAGCCUGAGCUCGAGGAAUCGAGGGCCCCAGCAUACACGAAAAUUAUGGUGGCGCCGUGUGAAGAUAGUGCUUGCCAUCGAUGUGUUCCUCUGCUUGGUGCUGUUUGGGGUCUGGUUGGGGGUCUGUAGGGGUUUCCACUGUCUUUAUUGAUGAUGGUGGGAUUGGUUGGAUUCAGAGCUCAGCAAGGUUGUUAGCUUCGAGCAGAAUGCUUUAUGAAUAUGGAAUCCUGCAGUUUUGAGGGAUGGAGGAUAUGGAAGAUGAUUCGGUUGUUUGUGAGAGCUGAGUUUUGUUGAUGCUUGAUGUAUAUAUAGUUUUCAUACCUUUCUAUGUGACAGAAAUGUUACAAGUAUUAGAAUUGUGAUAUAUAUGGCUUUCUUUUUCGCUCA